GCUUACCACACCCCGAAAUUCUACCUUUCCAAAGUACCUUGAGGUAAUCAGAGUUCAAGGGAGAGCUCUGGUAACCCCUCCAUUUCGAGCCCCGCCACAAAGUAAGGUACCACCAAAAAAAGAGGGAGCAUUCCCAACGUCCUUGAUGCAUCAUGCAUCCCGCCACGUAAUACGCCUCACGCGCAGCAGCAUCAGCAACAGCAGGAGUUUUCUAUUUUCGCGCUUUCUGGGACGACGAAUGAUGGCUACUGCCGGGAGGACGUACAAUGACGCCGUCGACGCGCUCAACACCCUCCAAACCCCCUUCGCCGUAAUCGAAGCCCGGCGCAAGGCAGGCAUCCGCCCCGACGAAGCCUCCGUCGCCGAGAUGCGAGCCUACCUCGCGCGCGUGGGCUACUCCGUCUCCGACCUCGACAGCCUCAACGUGAUCCACGUCGCGGGGACAAAGGGCAAAGGAAGCACCUGCGCCUUCACGGACUCCAUCCUCGCGCGGCACCGCGCCGCUUCCGCCAAGUCGAUACCGCGGAAGGUCGGGCUGUUGAUCUCGCCGCAUUUGAUCGCGGUCAGGGAGCGGAUCCGGAUUAACGGCGUGCCGAUAUCCGAGGCGCUGUUUGCGCGGUAUUUCUUCGAGGUGUGGGAUCGGUUGGGGGAGGAGAAUAAGACGCAAGAAGAGGUUGUCGCGGUGGGGACGAGGCCGAUUUAUUCGCGGUAUCUCACGCUGGUUAGUUUCCACGCUUUCCUGAGCGAGGGGUGCGAUGUUGCGAUUUUGGAGACGGGGAUCGGGGGGGAGUACGAUGCUACGAAUCUCGUGGGACGGCCUGUGGCGACGGGGAUCACGACGUUGGGGAUCGAUCACGUUUUUGCGCUGGGGGAUACGGUGGAGAAGAUUGCGUGGCAUAAGGGGGGGAUUAUGAAGACGGGGAGUAAGGGGUUUACGGUUGAGCAGGUUGCUGGGGCGGCGGGAGUGUUGGAGGAGAGGGCGAGGGAGAAGGGGGUUGAUAUGGAGGUUGUUGGUGUUGAUUCGAGGUUGGAGGGCGUCAGGAUCCGGCCUGAUGCGGUUUUCCAGAAGAGGAAUGCGAGUUUGGCGGUGAGGUUGGCGGAGACUGCGCUGGAGAGGGUCGAUCCCGAGUUCAGGAGGGAUCCGGAGAGGUUGUCGAAGCCGUUUGUGGAGGGGUUGGAGGGGGUUGUGUGGAGGGGGCGGUGUGAGGUCAAGGAGGAGGGCGCUGUUGCGUGGUACGUUGACGGGGCGCAUACGACGGAUAGUCUGAGGAUGGCGGCGCGGUGGUAUGUGGAUGAGAGUGCGAGCAGGGGGAAGAAGGGGCCGAGGGCGUUGGUGUUUAAUCAGCAGGGUCGGACGGAGGCGAUUGACUUUCUGGAUGGCAUGUAUGAGGCUAUCAAGAGGGUGGAUGGGCGGGCGUUUGAGAGCGUGGUGUUUUGUACGAAUGUUACGUAUGCCCAGACUGGGUAUAAGCGAGACUUUGUCAACCACCAGUACGACGCCAAAGCCAUCGAGGCCAUGACGGUGCAGAGGCAGUUUGCGGAGCGCUGGUCCAAGCUGGAUCCCCACGCCGACGUGCGCGUGAUACCGACUAUCGAAGAGGCGUUGAACCACGUUCGGAGCGUCGGCGAGGGCCUGCCGGAGGGCGAGAGCGUGCAGGCUCUUGUCACGGGGAGCUUGCAUCUUGUUGGUGGCGCAUUAGGGAUUCUGGAGGGCGCGGAUGCUUUGUAGAUGUUUACAGGGUGUGGAGUAUUCAUGUUGCUUUUGCGUUUGACUCUAAGAGUAUGCGGUCUUAUGGGAUAGAAUGGGGUUUAACAACGGCUUUACAUAGGGGGACGAACAGACAUGUCCUCACGGAUUCAACUCUAGAAUUAAAUGUUCUAUAUUCUUUAGUCUUCUAUUCUGGGUGGAAUCACAAUAGAUUUUCCG
Molecule: messenger RNA, 1927 nt
Organism: Colletotrichum scovillei
Lineage: Eukaryota; Fungi; Ascomycota; Sordariomycetes; Glomerellales; Glomerellaceae
Product: folylpolyglutamate synthase
Exons: 3
Coding region: 146-1729 (527 amino acids)
Biological process (GO): tetrahydrofolylpolyglutamate biosynthetic process
Cellular component (GO): cytosol; cytoplasm; mitochondrion
Molecular function (GO): ATP binding; tetrahydrofolylpolyglutamate synthase activity
Source: RefSeq, a predicted model, not a curated record